Messenger RNA from Hypomesus transpacificus, 2663 nucleotides. It is a transcript of the gene optn, whose product is annotated as optineurin. The coding region runs from base 197 to 1876 and encodes 559 amino acids. NCBI's taxonomy places the organism in Eukaryota, Metazoa, Chordata, Actinopteri, Osmeriformes, Osmeridae. Gene Ontology annotation, cellular component: cytoplasm; Golgi apparatus; nucleus. The transcript is spliced from 13 exons. Gene Ontology annotation, molecular function: K63-linked polyubiquitin modification-dependent protein binding. The record is from RefSeq and is a predicted model, not a curated record. Gene Ontology annotation, biological process: Golgi ribbon formation; regulation of canonical NF-kappaB signal transduction; protein localization to Golgi apparatus.
CAACGUAUGGUUAACUAUUUUGCGCAGCAGAUACAGAGUUUCUGAUACUGCUGUGACGUAAGCUUUACACAGGAAACGCUCAAAACCAAAACAGAUCAGAAGACGUUUGUGCAGUUAGGACGACUUGUCUUUGGACCUAUCUAACCGAAUUUGUGAUUGUAACAUAUUUGUGUUCUUAACCGCAGGGGCUGGAAACAUGGCAACAGGCACCCCCAUGGUGAACGGGGAAGUGUCCCGCCACCCCGCGGGAGGAGUGCACCCCAGCCCAGGAGAGGGAACUCUGGAGGGCACGUUGCAUCAGAUGAACAUCCUCAUCCAGGAGAACAGGGACCUGAAGGAGGCUCUCAGAAUGACCAACCUGUCGAUGAAGGAGCGCUUUGAGGACCUGUCCACCUGGAAGGAGAAGCAGAGAGAGGAGAGAGACUUCCUGGAGGGAAAGCUGGAUGAGGCGAGGCGGCGCAUUGAGGCGCUCACCUUAGACGACCAGGAGCCGAGGAGCCGGAGGGGGGAGCAGGAGGGAGGAGCAGAGGGUAGGGGACAGGGAGGUCCAGCCAAUCAGAGUGCAGAGCUGGUGGCGCUGCGUGCCCAGGUGGCUCGUCUGCAGGCUGAGAAAAGUGACCUGGUGGCCAUGAACUCUGAACUGCAGCUGAAGACUGGCCAGGACUCAUCUGAGGACUCUUUCAUAGAAAUCAGGAUUGCAUCAGAUGGAGAGUUGGGAGCGAAGGAUGUGUGUGACGGCCUGGCCUCCAGGUUUGACAUGAGCGCUUCUCGGCUGGAGUCUGAAGACUUGACGGUGAGCCAGCUGCUUCAGUCCCUGAGGAAGGAGACCCAGAGGGUGGAGAGGCUGCAAAUUGAGCUCCAGGCUGCGAGGGCCAGGAUUACAGAACUGGUGGAGAAGGAGAGCUCAGAGAGAUACACUCAGACCUCCCUCCAGCUGGAGGAGAAAGGGGAUGACCCACCCACCGCCGCAGGGGCUGCGAUCGAGACAGAACAGAAGACGCAACAGGAAAAUUCUGGAGCGGGGAAGACUGAGUCUGAGGUGGAGCACCUGCAGGGCCAGAUGAUGACACUGUUCAAAGAGUUGCAGCAGGCUCAGAGCAAACUGGACGAGGCUGAAGGCAUGAAGAAGAACCUGCAAGACAGAUGCAGGGAUGUGGAGCAGGAUGUGGUGACACUGAAGGCCCAGCUGGUGGAGAAACAGCUGGUGCAGAGUGAGAAUGACCGGCUCAAGCUCCAGGUGGACAGCAACAAGCAGCAGAUCCAGCUGGAGCAGAGGAAGGCUGGAGAAGAGAGGAACAACCUGGCCCAGCUGAAAGACGCCUACACCAAGCUGUUUGAGGACUACAAUGAGCUGAAGGAGGACAGGAAGAAGGGGUCAGCUUCUAAGGAGCUGGCAGAUGACCUGCAGGUGCGCCUGGUCGCGGCAGAGCAGGCCCUGGCCACCAAGCAGCAGAAAAUAGACGUCAUGAAGCAGGAGAUCUUCCAGAAGGAGAAGGAACUGGAGACCAUCUCAGUGUUCCAGGCUCAGGCAGAAGUGUACUCCUCAGACUUUUACGCAGAGCGUGCCGCUCGGGAGAAGAUCCACGAGGAGAGGGAGCGUCUCGCCACCCAGCUGGAGUUUGUCAAGAAGCAGAACUCUCAGCUGCAGGAGGAGAUGGACUCUCUGGGCAGGAUGUCACUCAGUGAGAUGCAGAUGAGACACGUGCCACGAGGAAGUAAUCCACAUGGGGGCGCUGGUUCCCAGGGAGCCAGAGGUGGUGAUGGCAGGGACAGAACCCAGCAGGGAACCCUCCCUGAACACGCCUGUCCCAAGUGCUUUGAGAUCUGCCCUGACCUGGACAGUCUUCAGAUCCACAUCAUGGACUGCAUCAUCUAAAACCUUCCUUGUCGUCCCCGACACCAUCUUCAUCCUCUGCAGUAGCAGAUGAAGCACUUUAUUCAGAGUGUUCCUCUUUGUCGUUAUUGCCCUCUGAGGGUCAGGGCUGCCUAGUGAGUGCUGGGGUCCUGUUCUUAUUUAACAUCUGUCUGGGUAGAUAGAGGAUAUACUUUUAAAGCAUGCUUAAUACGCAGCGUCUCCACCGGACUGAGCAAUACAGCUGUCUAGUUUUGCUGCCUCUCCCAAUGCAGAAUGUGUAUGUUUGCAGAAUGGGGGAUCAAGAGUUUAAUCGGCUUAAGAAUUUAGAGGUUGGAUGAUUCACUGGUUUAUUUAUGCAGACUUGUGAGAAUUUGGUUUUCUCUUUCGUUGAUUUAAGGUGAUCAUUUGUUUCCUUACUUUUCCAGUAUGCUACACGAACGGCCCAGAUGAGAGAUUCUCUUAAACGUAUACGUUUUUUGGUUUAUUUAAUUGUCUCAUUCUGGCAUUUUGGGUGCGAUUCAAUAAUAGGUGAUUAUUAUUUCGAUUAAGGAAGGUGGUAGUCCUUACUGAAUGUAACACUUCUACGUUAUUUUUAACGUUAGGUGUUCUACGUUAAUGAGAUAAAGAAUUUGUGUCCAUAAAAUUCUAAUUAUGAAGUUGAUAUAGAGAGAGCGAGAUGCAUUGUCUCUUGACCAGAUAUGAAGAACUGAAAGUCCGCAUAAUGUGGGCAAUCGCUACUGUAGCGUAACAAAUAAAUCCUUCACCAAAGUUCCAUUAGUAUAACUUAAUAAAUGGUUUUCAUACACCA